Bombyx mandarina (wild silkworm) is the source of this 2021-nucleotide messenger RNA. RefSeq lists its product as uncharacterized. The record is from RefSeq and is a predicted model, not a curated record. Lineage: Eukaryota; Metazoa; Arthropoda; Insecta; Lepidoptera; Bombycidae. Gene Ontology annotation, cellular component: plasma membrane; signaling receptor complex. Gene Ontology annotation, molecular function: low-density lipoprotein particle receptor activity; protein binding.
UUUGCCAUUCAGCACUCGAGUCGUGCAGCCAAACUAACUACAUAUACUGUGUUAUUAUUGGUGUAGAUUAAUCUGGAGAAACUAUCAAAAUUUUUAAUAUCUCUAAAUGCUCCUCUAGCUAACGCUCUUUAGUUAGCACUUCGUUUUUUUCUUUAGUCAUCUAUAAUUGUGUGUUGAGUAAUUGGUAUUAUAAUUAAUGUUCAAAAGUGGUACUGUUCAUUCCUAACUUAUCAGCCGCGAUAUCGCUCAUAUUAAACAUUUAUUAUUUACAAUUGUUCGACAUCGACGUACAAGCUGUUGGAACUCUUUUCCUUCAAAAAAUUAAAUAAUUUGUACAUUGUUAUUGAUGGAUUUGAUAGAUAUUGAUGUCUACAACUAUGCUUGAUAAAAGAUUGCAAAUACUACAAUAUGAAAGCUGACAUCAACUGUGAAGAUCUGUCUACAAAAAACAACGACGUACUAGAUAGUUCAAAUAAUUUAGAAUUGUUAUAUUGCUCACAUCUUUGGAAGGACAGCAUUUUACGACAAAACAUCAUCAAUGCGCCUUCUAAUGCCUCCGUAAUCAAAUAUUGUUAUACGUGCAAAGGUAAAGUUAGAAAAUAUGAAAUUAAUCCAGUAUGUGAAAGUUUUAUUCCAACAACUUACUCAACGCCAAACACGACAUGUACGGAAACAACGGAGAACGAGGAUGUGGAUUCUGCACAAUGCAUAGAAAAAGAAAUUCGUGGUUCACGACGUAUUGAAACAGUUAAUAACGAACGAAAUAUGAGGGAAUCAGAAUUGAAUGAAAACAUUCCAUCAAUAUCACAGCAUGUCGAUUCGGACUUUCGGAAUAAGUACACAUCAUAUGAAUUACCGACCAAUGAAAAUAGUCGAAGAGGGAAUACGAAAAUCCGUGAAGGCAUGUGUUGGGUUUUGAAAAUUAACAAAUCAGACAGCCUCUUCAAAAAGCGGACUCAAUUACAAGCAUGCUCAAUUAGUGUUAUGAUUGUCGCUAUCGUCGUGAUUAGUAUAGUGUUAAUAAAUUUUGCGACUCCUAAUUUAACUCAUGCUUCUAAUGUUGUUAGUAAAAUUGUAGUGCCAACUAGUACCAUAUACUUCAACGAUACAUCAAUUGAAACUAGCACUGUAAAUCUCAAUAAUGCGUCAUCAUCAAAUGCGAUAGCAAUGAAUUUUACAAAUUAUGUGAUCACCACAGAACAUUCCAGUAUAGAAAAUAUAUCAAUAGUUUCGAGUAUAAUUUCGAAAAUACGAAAUAAUCUUAAGACUUUUUCAAAAGAAGAAACGAAGAAUAAACAAAUACUAAAGCCAAAAGAUAUAAUAAAUAGAGAUAUAUCAAAGAAAUUCUGUUCGUGCCAAAGUAAUGAAAUUUGUAUGCUGGACGAGAACAGUGGAAAAUCAGUUUGUCGUAUUCCAAUUGAUAGAGAUGAUCCUACUGGGUGCGGUGGACUCUGUACAAUGGAAUUAGAAGCUUGUCAUUUGGUAGACAAGGAAUUAGGUGUUCGUGUUUGUAGACUUUUAACACUAGCAACGUGUUCACCGGAAGAAUGGCGUUGUCGUAAUGGUUUAUGUGUUCCUACAGAAAGCAGAUGCAAUGGUUCAGUAGAAUGCUAUGAUCGAUCAGACGAAGUACAUUGCGACUGUGAUCUUACAAAGCAGUUUCGCUGCGGGAAUUUAAUGUCUUGUUUUUCUAACAUGAAGCUCUGCGAUGGGAUCGUCGACUGUUGGGAUGGGUUCGACGAACGUAAUUGCACUGAAUGUCCGCAAAACCAAUCACCGUGUAAAGAUGGCCAAUGUUUUUUAUCAUCAAGAUUUUGUGAUGGCUUCGUAGAUUGCGAAGAUCGCAGUGAUGAACCAGAUGGCUGUGGAGGAUCGUGUAGGAAGCACGAACUGCGUUGCUUGAAUCAACGUUGCGUGCCUCUCACAGUAAAAUGCGACGGUCAAGAUAACUGCGGGGAUGCUUCCGAUGAAUUAAAUUGCUUUAUGACCUAAAUUUAUCAGGCUUUUCAUUUCAAUCUAAA